UACAGUAUUAUGUAAUGACGAUACAUAAAUGACAGUGAGGUUUUUUAAUAAAGUACAACAACUAUUUAAACAGUAUCUCAACCUUAAUCGAGUAAGUAGGAACCUUUUAAAAGGUGACUAGAACUCGUUUCACUACGGAAUGUUUUUGUCGAUGCACACAGACUCAGGUGAAAUGUUCUCCGUAUCAAUGGGGUUUGUAUCUAAUAACAUGAGUGUUGCGAAAUAACCACCUCUAAACUGCUGCUGAAACUCGUGUUUAAAGAGAGACAUUGUUAUCUUAAUUUUGCGCCACGAUGGUUGACUGGAGUCCGAUAGCGAAGGUGUACGACCCGCUGAAAGCUGGCAGCAUCGACGGCACGGACGUGGAGCCCCAUGACCGGGCGGUAUGGAGGGCUAUGACCGCCAGAUACAAGCCCAACAAAGGCGUUGUUGGAGACCCACUGCUUACGCUGUUUGUGUACCGCCUGAACCCCCAGACGACGGAGGAAAAGCUGCAUCAAGUCUUCUCAAAGUACGGAGACAUCCAGAGGCUCCGGCUGGUUCGGGACAUCGUUACCGGUUUCUCCAAAGGAUACGCCUUCAUUGAGUACAAGGAGGAGCGGUCUGUGGUCCGGGCCCGCCGGGACGCCAACAAGCUGGUGGUGGACCAGAAUGAAGUGGUUGUGGAUUUUGAGCAAGAAAGGACCCUCAAGGGAUGGGUCCCCCGGCGGCUUGGGGGCGGGCAGGGAGGCAAGAAAGAGUCCGGACAGCUGCGGUUCGGUGGCAGGGACAGGCCUUUCCGUAAACCCAUCCACCUGGGGUUCGGUGCUAUGCAGGACCAGGGAGGCGGGGGAGGGAGGGAGUGGGACAGACAAGGGGAGAAAGACAGGGAGGACCGGGGGCGACACAGAGAGCCGGAGUGGGGCAGCAAAGGGAGGAGAGAUGACCGAGACAGAGGCAGAGAGAGGGACGACCGGAGCCAGAGGGACGACCGGAGCCAGAGGGACGACCGGAGCCAGAGGGACGACCGGAGCCAGAGGGACGACCGGAGCCAAAGGGACAGGAGUAGGCACCGGGACAGGAGAUGAAGGCCACAUUUAAAUAUAUAUAUAUAUAUACACAGGAAGUCUGUGACAGAUGUUUAGAUCCAAAGCAGCUGCCUGUCUAGAAGAAUUGGAAGUGUGCAGUGAAGGAUCUGUUGGGUUGCACACCUGGGUCUGGUUACAAUACAGAGGACGUUCUGGAUGUAUCAUUGGUUUAGUCUGAAUGGCAAUUAUACUGGUUGAUAUUCAACAGGUUGCAGUGUAUGUUAAUAUUAUAUCGAGGGGGAGCUGCCCUUUUCAGCUGUUACUCUUGAAUAUUUCAGAGUGUUUGAUUUUAUCUUGGUGUAAUUGGAGCAGCACACUGGAAUAAUUAAACUUAUUUAAAGAAAUAGGAAUGUAAAUCCCAAUGAGUAUACAUUUUUGUUUUACCAUAUGUGAGGCCUAACAGUAUGACACAAACUUUAAAAGCAGAAUCUGCAGCUGAGCUGACAAAAUGCAAACUUUUCUUAUACUUUUGCCAUUUACCAAUUAUGUUUUUACCGAUGAAGAUUUUUGGAGAAUCAUAUUUUGUAAGCAUGAGCAUUGGUGCAACACCGGCUAAACAACAUCAAAUAAACCAAAACAUUUUGAACAAGAUGGCUUUCCUUGUUCCUAGCUCAAAACGUAAUACGUUUAGUCUCUAUUGUUUAAUUGGAUAUCAUUUUGUUCAGUGAAAGAAGCCAUUACAUGUGUUUUUGUAUGUUUUACAGAUAGUGUUGCAACCAGCUGUUGCAAUAACCAUAGCUUCAACCUAACGUAAAGCGCACUAAUUUAAAUUCUGCUUGUUUUCUUUAGGCAUUUAUAAAAGCACAACUUUGUAAUUGAGCUUACAAAAAGGUGGUAAAGGUGAGGAACUCUGACUUUAUAUACACUCCAAUAUUUAAACUGAGGAGUUAGAUUCAGACAAAUUGGUUUUAAUAAGAUAAUGUAUAAACAUGAAAAUAUAAAUAGCGAAAAAUACAACAAAACUGGCAACUCUCUAACUGGUUUAUAACAUCAUUAUCGAUUUGAUGGAAUUAGACUGAAUUGUUUUUAUUUUUUCACGUUUGAUUGUCCUGACGAGACCUCCCAGUCCUCUGGGGGUUCAUGAUGGGCCAACCAGGGUAAUCCUCUCUCUGCACAGUGCUGAAGUCGAUCCUGUGAACCCAAACACACAGACAGUGAUGAGCUGGUCUCUUCCCUCAGCUACAGUAUGCCGUGAUGUCGUCAAACUCACCUGAAGGCGGGGUUGAUGCCGAUGUUGUCUGGCUGUGGGAGGAUAGGUGUUCGCCUCCUGUGGCAGGAGGACGGAGGAGGGAAAUCCUUCUGAUACUGAGACUGCAUGUAUGUCGUUUCUUGUUUCUUUGUCCAUGCUGUCUCGUCGGGGUUAUGGCCUUCCUCGUCCUCCCCUGCUUCCCGGUCCCUGCGGCUGCUUCUUCUUCCUGCUUGUCUCGAGGAUGUGGGAAGAGAACGGUUGGACACCUGCUGUGUGUUGGAGGUGCUGUUGUUUCCUGAAAGGUUAUCAUUAAAUAGGUAUGUGUUUCUUUUCAUACACAGUCAUGAAAUAUGCCUUUUUCUGUCAAUAAAAAAUAUAUAAUCUUG
Molecule: messenger RNA, 2642 nt
Organism: Gymnodraco acuticeps
Lineage: Eukaryota; Metazoa; Chordata; Actinopteri; Perciformes; Bathydraconidae
Gene: snrnp35
Product: small nuclear ribonucleoprotein 35 (U11/U12)
Exons: 1
Coding region: 294-1067 (257 amino acids)
Biological process (GO): mRNA splicing, via spliceosome
Cellular component (GO): precatalytic spliceosome; U12-type spliceosomal complex
Molecular function (GO): snRNA binding; mRNA binding
Source: RefSeq, a predicted model, not a curated record